AUGAUCUCCCAGUCCAUUCUCCUCCUCGCUGCCACCGCUGGUCUCGCAGUGGCAGCUCCCAUCGAAAUCCCCCUCUCACGCCGUGGCAACCUCCCCGAACCCGUGUCAGCAGCAACAGCAAUCCAGUACCUCUCUUCGAUCAAAGUGGCCGCCGAAUCCAAUAGCCCCGCCUACGACCGCGACCUCUUCAAGCACUGGAUUACCAUCUCCGGCGCCUGCAACACCCGCGAAACAGUGCUCAAACGCGAUGGUACUGAUGUAACCACUUCCUCUGCUUGUGCUGCUACGUCCGGAGCUUGGUACUCUGAUUACGAUGGCAAGACGUGGACGGCAGCUUCAGAUCUGGAUAUCGAUCACUUGGUUCCGUUGAAGGAAGCCUGGGUUUCUGGGGCCAAGGACUGGACAAAUGAGAGAAGAGAGCAGUUUGCUAACGACCUUAACCAGGCCAAAGGCGACCAGGACCUUGCAGAGUGGCUGCCUCCGAGAGUUGCCUAUCAAUGUGAAUACGUUCGUGCUUGGGUGCAGGUCAAGUACUACUACGGCUUGACCAUGGAUAGUGCAGAGAAGGCUGCCGCAAGCAAUGUGCUCACCAGCUGUUAG
Molecule: messenger RNA, 600 nt
Organism: Aureobasidium musti
Lineage: Eukaryota; Fungi; Ascomycota; Dothideomycetes; Dothideales; Saccotheciaceae
Source: the annotation of a GenBank genome assembly